AUGGAUGUCCUAACUAGUCUCAUCAACUACGGAAUUGGCACAAGGGCUAAGAACCACCCUGACGGCUUGGCUCCGUGGAAAGGCAUUUCUCUCUUCCUUGGAUCCCUUACCAUUGUUCUCUCCGUCAUCACCUACUUCGUGUUCGGAACUCCCCGAGAGGCCAGGUGGUUGACCGCUGAAGAAAAGCGAAUUGCGCAGGCGCGUGUGGUCAAGAGUCAAACGGGAUCUGAUAUUGAGAAGCGCCCAUGGAAGUGGGAUCAGGUCGCCACCACAUUCCGCGACCCCCAAACCUACUUCCUCUUCUUCCUUGUCAUCAUCAACUCCAUCCCCAACGGUGGUACUACAUCCUUUGGCAACCUUGUGUAUGUCUCAUUCGGAUUCACUGCGCUCGACACCAUCGUCAAGGGCAAGAUUCCUCAGCAGCUUCUGUCCAUCGUUUGGUUCCUCGUUGCCGGUUAUAUCACACUGAAGAAGCCUGGUCUUCGAUUUUAUAUCAUGAUGUUCUCGGUUAUCCCUGCUUUCGCUGGCAUGCUCGCCCUGGCUCUCCUUCCCCAUGACGGGAUGCUUUGGACCCGAUGGGGCUGCUACUUCAUCACUAUCAUCGGCAACGUUGCCGGUCCUCUUAUUUGGACCUUGGUCCCUUCCAAUAUCGCCGGCCGAACGAAGAAGUCUGUUACCGGAACGGUACUAUUUAUCGCAUACUGCACUGGCAACUGCAUUGGAGCCCAGGUUUUCCGAGCCCAAGAUGCUCCUCGCUACAUUCCGGCUAUCAUUGUCUGUUCUACCAUGUACGGCCUCGAGUUUGUAGUCAUGGUUGCAUGGAGAUACUACUAUGUCUGGCAGAAUGCUCGCCGCGAUCGCCUCGUCGCUGCCAUGGGCAUGACGCCUGAGGAAUCCCUGCAUCAAGGCAGCCUCAAUGCUGAAUCAGACAUGACCGAUGUGGAGAAUGUUCAUUUCAGAUACAGCUACUAA
Messenger RNA from Phaeoacremonium minimum UCRPA7, 972 nucleotides. Its product is annotated as putative mfs general substrate transporter protein. The record is from RefSeq and is a predicted model, not a curated record. Gene Ontology annotation, cellular component: membrane. Gene Ontology annotation, molecular function: transmembrane transporter activity. The coding region runs from base 1 to 972 and encodes 323 amino acids. Gene Ontology annotation, biological process: transmembrane transport. The transcript is spliced from 5 exons. Lineage: Eukaryota; Fungi; Ascomycota; Sordariomycetes; Togniniales; Togniniaceae.